Molecule: messenger RNA, 2507 nt
Organism: Macadamia integrifolia
Lineage: Eukaryota; Viridiplantae; Streptophyta; Magnoliopsida; Proteales; Proteaceae
Product: U-box domain-containing protein 10-like
Exons: 4
Coding region: 283-2205 (640 amino acids)
Biological process (GO): protein ubiquitination
Cellular component (GO): cytoplasm; nucleus
Molecular function (GO): ubiquitin-protein transferase activity; protein binding
Source: RefSeq, a predicted model, not a curated record
UUCGUCUCUCUCCUUCUGUCUCCUCUUUUCCUCUCUUUCUCUCUCUAUAAUUUUUUUUGGGGGUGCAAUUUCUCUCUCUAAAUCGAUCAAUGAUCGAUUGGAAUUCGCAGCCCACGAUGGGAUUUGAUGAUAAUAUUUUUUUAUUUUUAGAAGAAAAUUAUUAUUAUUUUUAUUAUCAUUCAAGGGACCAUCUCUGCUACUACUGCUACUACUUUCUUUCCUUUUCCUCUGUCCAAGAAGGUGGAAGAGGAAGAAUAGACGAAUUGGGUCAUCGAUCUCGUAAUGGCUAUCGCCGGAAGAGAGAUCGGUGGCUCUGGUCAGAGGUUACUGAAUCUUGUUUACGACAUUGGAAGGAUCGGUGGAUUUGGAGAUGUUUACAAGAGGGAAUGUAGUGAUCUCUGCCGCAAAAUUGGGCUUCUUUCUCCUUUGUUUGAGGAGAUUAGGGAUUUCAAAGAUGAUACAGAAGAUGCCCAUUCCUUUGUUUCAUCGUCGUCGCCGGCUUCUUCUUUGAGAGAUCUAUUGGCGGUGCUUCGUGCUGCUAAGCGGCUCGUUCUCGUUGCUCGGAAUUAUGACUCCAAAACCUCUCCUGAUCUAUCUGGGAAGAGAAUUUCCUUCCAGUUCCAAUGUAUAACAUGGAAGUUGGAGAGAGCAUUGGGUAACAUACCAUAUGGUCAUUUCGACAUAUCAGACGAAGUUCAGGAACAAGUCGGACUGGUUCGGGCACAGUUGAGAAGAGCAGCGGAAAGGAAUGGAUCUCUGAAUUCAAAAAUAGUCUCUCGUGCCUUAUCCGAGCCACUUGGCAAGGAGACCAAUAUCCCAGGUUCAGGUAACAGGGUAGUUGGAAGCUUGCAUGUUGAGAACAUAGGUAAUGUCAAACCUCAAGAACUGGUGGACAUCGCUCCAAAAGUAAAUGGCAAGAUGGGGCAUAAUAUGGAACAGAAGAUGCAUAAAUUAGAAAGAUCGAAGCGCCUCUCUGAGUUAUUUAACGAAGCUGACUCGGACAAGGAAGAUGACAUGGCCACCAAGACUUCUGAGGAAACUAAGAAGCCCGACUCUGUAGUUAUUCCUGAUGAUUUCCGCUGCCCUAUAUCUCUUGAAUUGAUGAGAGAUCCUGUAAUUGUGGCCACUGGACAGACUUAUGAGAGGUCAUAUAUACAGAGAUGGAUAGAUUGUGGCAACAGAACAUGCCCAAAAACUCAGCAGAAGCUUCAAAAUUUGACACUAACCCCAAAUUAUGUGUUGAGAAGUCUAAUUGCACAGUGGUGUGUAAAGAACAAGAUUGAGAUGUCCAUGGGAUCAGUAAAUGGUAGGAUUAGGAAGAGUGAUGGUUCAUUUCAGAAUGUUGGUGGCAACAAAGAAGCCAUCAAUGCUCUGGUCCGUAAGCUUUCCAGUCAGUCCAUUGAGGAUCUAAGGAGUGCUGCAACUGAAAUCCGAUCGCUCUCCAAAAGAAGCACAGAGAAUCGGAUACUGAUAGCAGAAGCUGGUGCUAUUCCACUUCUGGUUAACCUGCUAACCACAGAAGAUGUGAGAACACAAGAAAAUGUGGUGACUUCCAUCCUCAACCUCUCUAUAUAUGAGAAUAAUAAACCACUCAUAAUGCUGGCAGGUGCAGUUCCAUCAAUUAUCCAAGUCCUCAGGGCUGGAAGCAUGGAAGCCAAGGAGAAUGCAGCAGCAACCCUUUUUACCCUGUCUCUUGUAGAUGAGAACAAGAUAAUAAUUGGGGCAUCUGGGGCGAUAGCAGCUUUAAUAGAAUUGCUUCUAAAUGGAAGCUCAAGAGGGAAGAAAGAUGCUGCAACAGCACUAUUCAACUUGUGCAUUCAUCAGGGUAACAAAGGUCGGGCAGUGAGGUCUGGGAUCAUUGUGCCAUUGAAGCGGAUGCUUGUAGACUCCAGCAGCUGCAUGGUUAUUGAAGCUCUCACAUUAUUGUCAGUUCUUGUCAGCCACCAAGACUGUAAGGUUGCCAUAGCAAAGACCAGCAUCAUUCCUAUUUUGAUUGAUCUGUUGAGGAAAGGCUCACCCCGAAACCAGGAGAAUGCUGCAGCCAUCCUACUUUCUUUGUGCAAAAAAAAUGCCGAGAACCUUGGAUGCAUUGCAAGGCUUGCUGCUUAUAUACCCUUGAUCGAGCUAGCUAAGAGUGGCACAGAUAGAGCCAAGAGAAAGGCCAAUUCACUGUUGGAUGAUCUCCGGAAGUCGCAGUUGCUGUAAAGGUGUGAUAGCACUGCAAGGAUUCAAUUCAUUUCUUUAUGGUCCUAUCAGGGGAAAAAGUUUUUACGCUGCAUCCUUCUUCGGGUGUGAAAACUGUAGAAAAUAACAAGAGGGAAAGAACCCAUUCUUAUUAUUUCUCGUUUAUUUGUUAUCUUUCUUUUGCCUGUGUGAAAAAUCAUUCAUCUGUUUCUUGUAUCCAGCCAACCAAGAAUCCUUCUUCCUUUUUUCUUUUCUUUGGAUAUUUCUUCUCAGUAUGAUCAUUUUGGGGAUUGAAUUGAUUGACAUUGCUAAAUUUCGUUUUA